Molecule: messenger RNA, 333 nt
Organism: Aspergillus lentulus
Lineage: Eukaryota; Fungi; Ascomycota; Eurotiomycetes; Eurotiales; Aspergillaceae
Gene: aspf8
Product: ribosomal protein P2
Biological process (GO): translation; cytoplasmic translational elongation
Cellular component (GO): cytosolic large ribosomal subunit; ribosome
Molecular function (GO): structural constituent of ribosome
Source: RefSeq, a predicted model, not a curated record
AUGAAGCACCUCGCCGCUUACCUCCUCCUCGCCCUUGCUGGCAACACCUCCCCCUCCGCUGAGGAUAUCAAGAGCGUCCUCUCUUCCGUUGGCAUUGACGCCGAUGAGGAGCGCCUGAACAAGCUCAUUGCUGAGCUCGAGGGCAAGGACCUCCAGGAGCUCAUUGCUGAGGGUUCCGCCAAGCUCGCUUCCGUUCCCUCCGGUGGUGCUGCCGCCGCUGCUCCUGCCGCUGGCGGUGCCGCUGCCGGUGGUGCUGCCGCUCCUGCCGCUGAGGAGAAGGAGGAGGAGAAGGAGGAGUCCGACGAGGACAUGGGCUUCGGUCUCUUCGACUAA